Mucor mucedo is the source of this 1491-nucleotide messenger RNA. RefSeq lists its product as uncharacterized. The record is from RefSeq and is a predicted model, not a curated record. The transcript has 9 exons. NCBI's taxonomy places the organism in Eukaryota, Fungi, Mucoromycota, Mucoromycetes, Mucorales, Mucoraceae. Bases 1 to 1491 code for a protein of 496 amino acids.
AUGUCUUUAAACACUUACUUUGUACCAGAAGAGCUUGAAGUUGAUCGUUAUUUCAAGAAAAAUCCAUUUCCUGAUUGGUCCUUCCCACAAUACUAUGAAUGGAAAAAAAGACUAAAUCCGUUUAAUGAGAAGUUCAACAAGAUGCAAAAGGAAUAUAACGAUAACUUGGAAAUCAUCAAGAAAAGUAGCUUGGUCCAUGAUGACGUCAAAUCCCAAAUUCAAGUCUUCAAAAAGUCUUCAAAGGGAAAGGCCAAAGAUAAGGAGAUCCACAAAAUUGUAAACAACAUAACGUACAAGGGCCAUGCUUCUCACUACAAGAAUAGCACGAUCAAUAAUAUCAUGGAAGUACCUAAGGACGAAAGCUCACGCUGUUCGAUUGUUGCUGAAAACAAAAGUGCUAUGGAAAGGGAAGGAAAGCGAACAUUUGAAUUUCAUGAAGAUAGUAAUGAAGUAGCCACAACAGAUUCAAGAAUGAACUCUUUGUAUCAUUAUCUGUAUAAACUGCACAAACAUGAAAAUAUCGAUUUGAAUACAAUUCCAACUCUACCGACGCCUACAACUAUUGAUCAAAAACUUUACAAUGAAUGCAUCCGGUUACUUAAGACGUACAAAGACUUAACUCCAGUAGAGAAGUCAAAGUUACAUGUUCUUUUGUCCAGUUAUAUCAAUACUGUAUCACCAGUACUGUCCUUUUCAAAAUACGCAAAUUCAAUAUGGGCCAAGUUGAAACAAGACUUACAAAAGGCAUAUGAGGCUGGCGGUAAAAAAGGUCUUCGAAAGUUUGUAGUUCGAGAGCGUCGUAGAAUAUAUGAGGAUGAAGUUCAAGAUAAAGAAGAGUUUAACUUGAUGAUCAUGGAUGUUUACGAUCUGAUACUCAAUAAUGUAACCUUCAAGGACUGGUACGAAGAACAUUUGCAUGAGGAGGACUUUGGGUGCUAUUGGAAGUCUGUAUUUGAUAUCAUAUUUCGAGGAACCAAUGUUUCGCUGAUAAGAGGAGAGGCGUGCUGUCUAGCGACGAAGUAUGAUCGUCAACUCAAUGAAUACGAAUACGGAGAUGUAUCGACUGGUGUAUAUGGUAGAAAAAUAGAUUUAAUUUUUAAGGGAUCCAUACUUGACGACAAGCGUAUAAAGAAGAAUAUCGAGCUGAGCUCUGUAGAAAUCAAGCCUGCCAGUGUGUCUGAAGAUGUCGAAGCCAUCCAACUGAACAAAAAUAUCAGAGUCAAUAAGAGUAUCUUGCAUAAUAUCGCUGCACAUAUGGGAGAGCUUAGUGAUGAUUGUUAUGUCCUGGGUAUAGAUAUUAUAGGUCUCUCUGCUUUUGUCUACUCUGUUUAUCAAUAUGAAGAUAUCAUAGCUGCAGUGAAGGUUGAAGAGGACAAUCUGUUUUUACCAGGGGAUUUCGAUGAUUUGGAGGAUUUAGUCUUCGGGAACACUUUAGACCAAUUGUUAAAUUUCAAGGUAAAGCAGUACAUCCAAUCCAUUAUUUCAAAAUAA